AUGGAGACGAGUCCCAUCCCGGUGGUGACGGUCCAAACCGCCCCAUUCGAUGACCAGCGGCCCGGUACCAACGGACUGCGGAGGAAGACUGCGGUUUUCGAGGGGAAGAAGAACUACCUGCAGAACUACAUCCAGAGCGUGCUGUCCUCCAUCGACCUGCGGGACAGGCAGGGCUGCACCAUGGUGGUGGGCAGCGAUGGGCGCUACUUCAGCCGGACAGCAACCGAAGUGAUCGUUCAGAUGGCAGCUGCUAAUGGGGUAAGAGGAGAAGAGGGCAAGACUGUCAUACAUGUGUUUCUCUAGAUCAACACACUUUUGACAUCACAUUUCCAUUUUUCCCAAUGACUUUUUUCCCCACUGAAUAUUUUAAGAUAAGUAAACUGUUUCACCGAGGUCAAUGUGGCAAAUUUGGGUUCACAUACUAGUGAAGGGACUAUGUAAAAUCACCUUCAUUGGGAGUUAUGAUGACAUUUUGAUAUAUUUGAGCUAUAAGAUGAAUUGGAAAACUACAAAGAAAGUUUUUAUCAAGCAAAAUUAGGUCUUUACUUGACUUUUUUUCUCCUUUUUAUCUAUUUUCAAUGGGAAUAACAUUUCAUUGAAGCACUGACAAAUAAAACCUUAAUUAAGUCUUCUGUAAAAUGUGGCAAUACUUUCUGCAAAUGGUGAUAAGGUAGAUCCCCAAAUGACUCAGUCAGCCAACCCAGAUAUACAUAAGUUCUCAACUGUUUACUUGAGAACUUGGGGGAAUAUAUUAAAAUGAUGAGUUUAUAGGUAUUGCAUCACAUAGUUUUUCCAUAUUUUAUAACAUGAGAAUACUGGCGCUUAUCAAACUUGUUAAAAUAACUCCUCAUUCAGACUAAAACUAAAACGAGGGAGUCACAGAUUACAAGGAAAACAUAAUGAGACACAGUAACCAAUGCAGGCUUGUCAUCCUCAUAAGUGUGUCUGAACUCCAAGUGUCUGCAUUGAUAAUGAAAGUUUGAAGAUAGAGAGAUGGGCAGAGGGGAGGAAAACCCCUACAGCUUGUUUUGAAAUGCUUGCUCUGAGAUCUCUGUGAUUGGUUUGGAUGGGCUCCAAAGGAAAGUCUAAAGGGAAUAUAAUUUGUUUUGAAGAUCAGUCCAUUUUUUUUUCUGCUGGCCCAGCCAAAUGUCUCUUGAUGCCGGCCUUAUCAGCACUUCCAUCCAUCCUGCUUUAUUUUCCUGCCUACGUAUGUUCCCCCCUGUCCCUCUCUCUAUUGAAGAUUCAACUGUACCAAGCCAAACUUUCUGCUUUAAAGAUACCCUCUCUUACCCAAACACAACAAGAAAAAAAAAACAGACUUAUACACACUUUUUAUCCUCAUUGGUCCUUUUCAUGCACACUCACACCAUGCUGGAUGUUAGGAGGAUACACUGACGUCAGAUGAGCACAUUCCUCUCCUGUGAGGACACUUGUAUUUAGAAUAGCUGAUAUGCAGGGGAAUUAUGGGAUGUUGGUGGUAUUACCACUUUAAAAGUAGCAUACAGAUUAUAAAUAGAGGGUGCAGCUCUGUUAUUUAGGCUCCCUCUUGGGGCAGAUCAUUUGCUUUUUAAAGCAGGUUGUCAGUUAGUCACCUGCAGAAUGAUGACAGGCUCUGGGCCAAUGUUUCUGUCACUUACAGUUAGAGUGAUCGCCCCCUGAAGAAAAAAAAAUCAGGUCUGUUUUAAUGUUUGGGCAACAGCCAGACAAAGAAAUAUUGUCAUUUUUUCAGCAUGUUUUCCCCAUAGAUGGUCAUUAUCCCACAGAAAGGGUUUGAGAAACAUUCAGUACAACAAAAGAAAAAAAUAGACCUCCAACUUUUAGAUUAUUAAAACUUUCCAAAAGGUCUUAAGAACAGGCAACAACUGGGUUUGGUGUAUCUAGCAUUUUUCCACUCUUCUGUUUUUGCUGUUCAGAUCGGUCGUCUGGUGAUCGGCCACAAUGGCCUCCUGUCCACCCCUGCAGUUUCCUGCAUCAUCAGGAAGAUCAAGGCCAUUGGUGGGAUCAUCCUGACAGCCAGUCACAACCCUGGAGGUCCUGGUGGAGACUUUGGGAUCAAGUUCAAUGUGGCAAAUGGAGGUGAGGGUUGGGAGAAAGGGGGCUUGUUUCUGAUUCUACAGAGGAUGUUUUAAGAAACCAUGACAGAUACUUUAAACCAUCUCUUUAUUGUCAGAGAUAUUUCUUUAAAACACAAAAGUAAAGCCUGUUUGAAGAUGAACAUGUUUAUUCACACUUUCCUGUCAUAUACUAGGUCCAUCACCAGACACAGUGAUGGAGAGGAUCCACCAGGUGAGCAGGACGCUUGAGGAGUACGCCAUCUGCCCUGAUCUCCGUAUUGAUCUGUCCAGACUGGGACGACAAGAGUUUGACCUGGAGAACAAGUUCAAACCAUUCAGGGGUACAAUUCAACCUCUACUUAUUCACUCACUCGUCACUCAAACUGACUAAAACCAUGUAUGAGUCCUUUUUGGUUUUUGAGGUUCCGUAUAUGGCUGUCCUUUUGAAUGAACAUUUUCUUCGGUAAACAACUGCACUGCUAUCAAUUGCUACCACCUUUUUUUUUUAAUUCUAGUGGAGAUUGUCGACUCAGUCGAAGUGUAUCUACAAAUGCUGCGAAACAUCUUUGACUUCAGUGCCAUCAAAAGUCUGCUCACAGGACCAGAUCAGCUCAAGAUCCACAUAGACGCCAUGAAUGGAGGUGAGAUGAUUCAUCAUGCUCUGUAUAUAUCUGCUGAGCUGUUGCAAAACGUCAUUAGCUCGUGUUGCGCCUCUUUGACUCUCACCAUUUUAUCCCUCUUCAUACUGGUGGUAGUAAUGGGACCCUACGUACGUCGGAUCCUGUGUGAUGAGUUGGGAGCUCCUGCUAACUCUGCUGUCAACUGUGUCCCUCUGGAGGACUUUGGGGGUCAACCUCCGGAGCCCAACCUGACCUACGCCACAUCUCUGGUGGAUGCCAUGAAAGGAGGGGACUUUGGCUUCGGAGCUGCGUUUGAUGCAGAUGGGGUAAGGCAUCACAAUUCCAAUAGUACUCCUCUUUGCUUUUACACAUUAAUCUGAGAUUAUAAUGUCAGAUGAUGAUUUGAAGCUAUUGGUCCACCUUUCAGUUUAUUGGGAGACUUCUUGAUAGUUAAACUUUCAAACUCCAUAAAUGAGAGACAUUAUGGGAAAUGUUAGUGCAAUGAAAGAACCUGGCUUUGUAGAGGUAAAACUGUACAUUUACUUUUUGCUCUGGUGACAUUUGAGGCACAACGAAGGCAGCAAACCACUGAAACAUGACACAUGCGGGAUAAAACGUUUUUGUUGAAGGGAUUUAUCUCAUCGUGACAUAUUUUGAUACUUUCUCAAAACUUUUGCAGUAUGUUUUUUGGUCUUAUCGAUCAGUUUAGGAAGUUUGUUUCCAGUUUUUACAAGAUUAAUAAUGUAAAAUGUUAAUCUUUUUUACGUUAUGGUUACCUUUAAAAUACACAAUCCAUUCAUCUAUCCAUUCAAAACCUCUUCACUUUUUACAUUCAUCCGAGUUUGACUUCACCAGCAGACAACAGAAAGAAAUGUAUUAAAUCUGUAUUUGUUUUUGUUUGCUCAUUGAUAACAAAGAAGGCAAAUGGCAGCCGAAUAAUAUUUAUCCAUGACAGUCGUCACUUUUUCCAAAAAGUCAUCCAAUAGUAAUCACAUCUACACACAGAAACGCGUGCACACGCACAGCCCAUUGUAAAGUAAAUCAACUUAGCAGCAGCGUUAUGUCAUAUUUCCUCUGACUGUCCCUCCAGGAUCAGUAUCUUCUCAGUCAUUAGCAGCAGUGCUUGUAAUUACAUCAGAUUUAUGUGACUUUGUUGGAGUUGCUGUUACAUAAUACUUUGACCAUUAGCUUUAAACUCUUAACAUUAAUUGUGUUUAUUGGCACAAAAGUUGCUUAGUCUCGUCUUAUCUCUGGCUGGAUUUAUUCUCCACAGUAAACUCAACUUGACUAAGUAUGACCCCAAUGGCUCGAUUCUUCAACAGCAAGUCAUGCUGCCAAAGAGUACAAACAAAAAAUGGUGUGUUGUGUCUUCAUGUUUCUUUUAUCAUAUUGACACCUUUCAGAUUUGUCUUAUAAUCUCUUGGGGGCUCUGACUUCAACGUUAGGGCCCUGUGGUUUUCUGUGCAAAGCUCCAAGCCAAUUGAAGUCCUCUCACGAUUUACAGUAUAAACCAGUCACAAUGAUAGUGUUUCAUUUUAGAGCAGCAGUGUACUUGGAGAUAGAAGACCACCACAAAGGCCAAAAGUUUAGUUUUCCUAAUAUGGAGUUAAUCUGAUUAUAUUUAGCAGAUCUGGUAUCAUUGUUUGUUCCUGUUUGGUCUGAGAUUUAGUGGGUUUUUCUUUCCCCAGACUAAUUUUCCAUAAUUCCUCGGACCAAAUACAAACAAAUACAAUUGCGGUACCAAAAAAACAUGACCUCACUGGUGGUGGUAAAGAGUCACAAGGCUUGUAACUGUCCACUAAAUAACCACUAAAAUGGUGCAUUGGUUGGGACUAUUUUCUGCUGUGGAUGAAUACACAUUUGUUGAACUGGAAGUACAAGUUGUAAUUUUUAUUUAAAGCUGCAUGUCACUCUGUGCAGUAGUGUUGCUUACUGAUUUUCUUAAAAAAAAAGUUGUUUUGCAAAAAAAAUGAAUUGAUUUUAAAAGAACGAUUUACAGCACAAUUACAGCAUCAACUCAUUUUUGGGGUUUUUGAGGCAUUUUGUUUAUUGCCUCAGUCACCACCCUGAUACUGUACUUUAAGUCCCACUCUGAUAGUUUUUUUUCCUACUUUAAGUGUUCUCAGUGGUCUUUAAAUUGUGAUUAUAAAGUUUUCAGCCAAAAUCACAUCACCUGUGUCAUUUUCAAGAGCUUUUCUUCUGCAGAGCUACAGUAGAUCAUUGGCAAUUGGCCAACACUUCUCUUCAUGCUAGCUUGCAGCUUAACAUUGCCAGUGUAGCAGAAGUGGCAGGUAACAAAGGAGCUAUUCAGCUCUCGGACAUUAAUGUCUUUAUGGAGCUAAUUAGCUAAGCUAAUAUCAUAAUUCAUUUUCUUAUGAGCAUUGCAAUCCGCUAACGCACACGCUUGUUCCGCGAUCGUCCUCUCUAUUUCUCUGAGACUGGCCUGCAUAGCGGGGCUCUGGGGGCGGAGCUUGGAUUUGCUACGUAUGAAAUCUCACUGUGUCUGAACCUGCCAUCUGGGUCUGCCAGGGAAAUACUCAGAAAUGCAAUUUUGCACUUAGUUUUCUCACGAUUUGUCCUGUAGCAUCAAAAAAAUGCUAUAUGAACAUGUAGACAACAAGAAAAUAAGAUUUUCAUCAGAGUGGGUCUCUAAGUAUCACUUAUAAUGCAGAAGACUUCAUUACAAGUGUUACAAACUUAUUAAGGAUGAGAAAUGUGCAAGGUCUUGGCAAGUAGACCCCAUUAUGAUUUCUUCCUGUGCUCGGAAGCCAAUUGAGCAGGACAGGACAUCCCUCGAUGGAGUGUUGGCUUUGUAGGUGAAGGAAAAGGGAAAAUGAGCUGAGGAGCUGGGCUUUAGCUUUGAUGAGUUGAAUCAGAGGUGAACUGGGUGGAGUAGUGGUCAAAGACGAGAGAGGGGACAGAUUUGAAAAUUGACAGCAGCAGGAUGAUUAGAUGAAACAUAGAGGGACAGUGGAAGUGACAUGACUGAAUAAGUAUGAAACAGUCUUCCUGCUUGAACCUACUUUCUAAAUCAAACUAUGUUUUGCAGGACCGCUACAUGAUCCUUGGUGAAACUGCCUUCUUUGUGAACCCCUCAGACUCAGUGGCCAUCAUGGCUGCCAACCUCUCCUCCAUCCCCUACUUCAGACAAAUGGGGGUGAGGGGCUUUGCCAGGAGUAUGGCUACCAGCACUGCUAUUGACAGGUAAAACACACACUCCCACAUUUUGACUAUUAUACCCUCGUACAAACUCUCAGCUGCCACUCAAGACUUACCCACUACUAAUAAGACUGUUGGACAACAAACACACACAAGCCCCCCCUCUCAACUACACACAUUUACUCAUGUCCUAUAAAUAUUGUCAGUUAUGUAAGACAAGGGCCAAGCAGAGGGUGCUGAGUGAAAGGAUGUGAUCCAGGCUAAAGACAUCCCUGUGAGCACUGUUCCAGGAGCUGCAAUUCAAGCACUGGAGAGUGAGCUCAAUGGAAAUGUGUCUCAUAAUACUAUAAAGAAACUAGAGAAGAUCAACAGAGGUUAGCCUGGCAAUAUAUGUUUAAUAUAAACUGUAUAGAUAUGUAUGAUCUAACACAAGUAUAGUCUUGAGAAAGUCCAGAUCCAGUGGUCUGUAGGUCUUGAACGUAGUUGGAAACUGACUGAAGGAGGUUGUUUAACUGAAAUGACCUGGCUGGUAUGUGAAGACAUUUUGUUAGUGUCUUGAAAAGGAGAAAAAGGAAUGGUGAUGAAAGUACUUGUCAGAGUUGUUGGUCUUUUUGUGUGUAUUCAACUUUUGAGAUUACUGUUAUCUGCUGUGGUAAUCUCAAAAGUCAGCAUUUGUCAGUGCUGCAUUGGUAUACACAUGUAUCAAUGCACAUUUAUGUUUGGAACAACCUGUGUGCAUUACAUAAUGUCGGUACAUCUAUUUCCAUGAUCAGAGUAUGGAGGGCAUAAGGUGAAAAGGACUCUAAGGUCUCUACAUCUAAAAAAAACAUGCUAUUUUAGUUUUAUUUUUGGAGUUUUUGGACUUUGUUGAGAGGGGACAGGACAGAAGAGUGAGCAGGAAAUGGGGGAGAGAGCUGGGAGUGACACGCAGUAAAGAGGCCAAAGGGCGGAAAUGAACCUGAGGCCAUCGACAGAGUGUCAGAGUGUCCAAUCUCUGUGCAGAUACUGAGGUGUUUGUGAGUGAUAGUGUGUGUGUGUGUGUGCGUGCGUGCGUGCGUGCGUGUGUCCAUCAAAGAAUUCUGUGAUGUAACUCUUCACAUAUCUGAUCAUAACUUUUCCUUUAUAACUGUGAAACCCACAGAGAUCAGGAUUGGCAGUGAGGUCAUUUCCUCAGUGCCUGCCAGUGCUAACACACGCACACACACAUGCGUCCGCGCACACAGUCACGCACUUAUCAUUCGGACACUGCUCUCUUCCUUGCCCCAGGCUGUGUCUGAUGAUGCUGACCAGUAAUAAUCACCCUGAAACAGCUGUUUGAAGGUUUUUCUCAAACUAUUGGUCAUGCCAUCGUUGUGUCACACACACACACUCGCACUGACUUUGUCCUGAGACACAAAUGCCACAUGUUUUACUAUGACCCGAAGCUUUGCACCUUCCUUACAGCUCUCACACACUCUCUGUCUGAUUCCCAUCAUGUUCCAGCUUUGCACGGCUGAAAGUAUAAAUUAAAUAUCCUGGAAACUCUAACUUGGUUGUGCAAUCUCCUGAGAAGUAUGAUGUCUGUUAUUGAUAAUUAUAGAUUAAAUCAUGCUCCAGGCUUUAUCAAGAGCUACACAUGUUCAACUUUUCCUCUGCUGAUUACAUUUUCACAGAGAAAUGUGGCCUUACUGCAGACAAAGCACACACACACACCUUCUCUACAGGCUGUUGGUACACUUUAGGACAAAAUUACUUUAUCGAUUUAAAGCUUCACAAACUUAAUAUACCGCCUUUGUGCAACAGCGCCACUUCUGGUUGUGUAAUGUUCUUAUCUACAUGUGGGAAGUGUUGGCGUAAUUUGUAGUGGGGUGUUGGACCUUGGAGAUGGAUCAAGUGUGAGCCUUUUUUGGAGAGUGUGUGGACUGUGUGUGUGUGUGUGUUCCAAGUGUUUAUACUGAGCAAACUCACGGCUGUGUGUUUAUGCACAGUGAGACAAACUGUGUUAUUAAAGCCUUGAUAAAUGUGACGGUGUACAUAUAAGAUGAUAAACUGUGCGUAGUUGUUUGUGUCCAGAGGGUAGAAGGAAGAGAAAAGAGACAGCUCUGGUGUUUAGAUGGAAAGAGGAUGUUUUGCGGUGCAGGAAACUGAUUUGGGAUCAGAUGGACCAAAGUGAGGGGUGUUAAAUCUGUUAUUCCUGGGCACAGACUUAUGAGUUGUGCGCAUCAGCUUCUUAGUGCACAUACUGUAGCUUGUCUGGGGAGAGAGGGAGGGGCCAGAGGAAGAGAAAGUGGGAGGGAAAUUUUGGAAAAGGAAACAUCUGCCUGUUCUGUAACCAUUUCUGAGAUGGGAGGAUGUAGGUUGAAAUGUGGACUGAGCUCUUGGCACGGCUGUUAUCAGGAUGUAGUUCUUGUUCUUGGAUUAAGAAGUUGAUUGGAAAUAAAGCGGAAGGUGAAAGUGUUAAACGAAUUGUUUUCAGGCUAACUAUUUUCCCCUGUGUGAUUGUUUUAAGGGACUGUUGUGCUGGUUACCAGGAUGACCAUGGCAAUUAGAUGUAUUUCCUCUCACAACUGCCAAUGCUAAUACUUUGAGCAAAACAUUUGGGCUGGGACGAUAUGCUUUUCUCCCAAUUCGAUUCUUCUACGAUAUUUUGGAUGCCGAUUCCAUUUAAAUUGUGAUUCUACUAUAUUGUCCAUUUUCUCGAUUUUUAACACCAGUGAAACAACUGAAUGAUUAUGAUUGUCUACUGACUAUUCCAGGAACCAUAUUUCCCCAAAAUACAUAUCACAUGUCGGUCAGUUUCUAAGAUUUAUUCUUAAAUUUGAAAAAAAUAAAAAUAAUAAUUUUUUUACAAAAAAAUUGAUUUAAAAAUUAUAAAACAAAAAAAAAAAAUCGCAAUACUUAUGUGAAUCGAUUUUUUUUCUCCCACUCCUACAAAACAUGGCCCUCUAGUAUUGUGAUGUUUGUAUAAUUUUGCCAUGAUGUUUCAGUGGAAUGAGAAAGUUGAGUGAAACACAGAGAAGACUACCUGCUCUCUCUUGACUGUUUUUGUCUUUAUGGUUUUUAAACCACAGAUUUGCAGAUUUCCUUUAGAUAACUGCAGAUGGACUACACAGACUCCAGGGUUUGGAUCCUCUGGAAUGGACUUAAUGGCACCCACCUGUUUGAACUAAACAUCAGACCAGUUUUGGUUAAAGACUAGACUUGUACUUUCAUGUUAAUUCUUUCACAUUAAGGUUGUUAACAUGUGUAAAGGUUGUCUCAUACUCCAAUAUUUUGUUAGGAAGCAUGAUGCUGGAGGGAGCCAAGUUAAAUAUUGACACAAAGCACACUUUACCUCUGAAAUAAUUUCAUUUCUUAAUAAAUAGAUUCUGACAUGGCUUUAAAUAGACCAGAAAAUUUCUCAAAACAAUGUCAGAGAGCUGAUUGAAUACUGAUUCCUCUUACAUCUAUGACCAUUUAAAGAAAUAAUUUUGACUGUAAACAAACUUAUCAAAUUUCAUAUAUUCCAGUUUGGUCCUCUCUCAUUUUGUCCAGUAAAGGUUCUUGGUUUGGGUGAAAAGUAACCCCCGUUUUAAAGCCAAGUUAAGCUCCAGCAUGCUGUACUUUUUGUCUUAAUGCCAGUGUAAAGCUUCUAAGUCCAGGUUGAGCUCUCGUCAGGGGGGGAGGUGAGGAGAGAGGCCACUGGAAUCUAUGUUUGGUCAAAUAUCAAUCCAAGGCCAAAAGCUGGCAAUAUUUCACUGCAGAGGGUCUUCAUUUCUUACAGUAAUGGUGAGUAUUUACCGAUCUGUAAGAGAGACAGGCAAAUACAGAGACAUGGAGGAAACAGAGGAGAUAUUGUGAGUGUAUUUAUGUGCAUUUGUCUGUAAAGUGGUUAUUUGUAAUCCUGUAUUUAAAAGUUUGAGUCACAUCGAAGGAGAUGGUCUAAUAUCUGCAUUAUCUUUACCUCAUGGAGAUAUAGAGAUAUAGAGAUACUGCAUCACCAUAUUAUCUGACCAACGGGACACAAAGUCCUCUUGUUCUCUUGUUUUACACAUAAAUGAACUAUCUUACAGGAUAUAUGGGUAACAGGCAAGAUAAUCUAAGGGAAGAUUUGAAGUGUGAAAUCUAUUCUGUCUGAGCCUUAUCGAUAUGCCACAUUUAGUAUGAAGGAUAUCCCAAGUUGUAUGGAGGAUGGAACAUAUAUAGCAUGAUUUUGGCAUGUCUUAUAGUUGUUGUGCAUACAGCGUGUUUGCUUAAACAGCAUGUAACCUGGGUUGGUGGUGCUAGAUCUGCUAGAGUUAGCCAAACUUGGUAAACCAGUUACCCACAGAGUCUGUGAUCUGGUGAUCAGCUGUUGGUGCCUCUGUACUCCUUUCAUACUGCCAGCAUUUUUCUUCUUGAUGAGGCCUGCUUCUGUUCACUAACACAAAUAUUUCUUUGCUAUUGUAUAUAUUUACAGUACCUCCAUAGUAUGACGUGGCACUUGAGCUACAGAUUAUAUAAUUUAAAAACUUUGGGGUUUUUUUCUUUUUGAGUGAAGACACAUCCUCAGUGCUGAGCAUAUUUGUUGAUUGUGCUUUUUUCCCCUGAUUCUGUUUACUGAAAGGCUACAAAAAGACGUGCUUGUUUCCUUCUGCGUUUUAAUGCUGUUUUUUCAGUUAACACUCAUCUGGUAAAAAUCAUCAUGCUUGGAAAUAUGAUUGUCCUUAUUCACACACAGUUUCUUGUCAACAUUUUUGCAACAGUAUUUGAAGCGGAGCACUUCUAGGGGCAGUUUCAGUGCUUAUAUUGGCCAUAGAUGUGCCAUUAAAGACGUCAAAAGCUUGUCUGAAGGCCAGAGUUUCUGAUUUCUGUGAGGAAUGCCAGGCUUUCCGUUCCAGCUCUUGCUUCCCCAGAGGGGAGUUAAGCUAGUUAGUCUUAUUUGGUAAUUUAUCCCAUCUUCUUGUAAACAACCGUGCUGGGCACUGUGGGGUUUAUUUAUGUGUAUGAUGACUGUGUGGACGUGCAACACCACUUGAACCCAGCCCACAUCCACAUGUAAUACACUGGGAAUUCCCACAGCGGGCUACAGCUCAAGUAUUUCAGAUUUGUACUUUUUUUUCUGUCAGAGCAGCAAAUAUUUGGUAGCUUGGACUGCUUUGUCCUAAAACUUUGAGUUCUUGCAAGUAUGUUAACAUCUAGUGGCUGUGGAUGAUGUUGCUGAGGAGUGAUCUGUGGGAAGAGGACACUGUGUGUACUGUGCAGCAUAUUUCUCUCAAACUUGGUAUCUGUUCAGGCAGACAUGGCUUACUUAUAUUGCAGGUGUAUUUUGUCUUUCUUUGAAAAAAAAAAAGAAACAAAUCUGUGUAAUCAAUACUGGAUUUCACACAAUUAUUGGUUUUCAUUGCUAUACCAAAGUAAUAGUGUUCUGAGGGGGCCUUCGUUGUAUUUAAAAUGCUCAACUGAAGUUUAGUGGCAAAAUCUAUCAACUUUGCACAUCAGUUCAUGAGUUCGUUUGGUAAACCUUAAGUACUUGAAUAUUAAUGAAGAGUUAAUUUAGCACCUAACGAAUAGAUUCUCAUCUUAAUAUCUUUGAUCAGGCCUUCACCAGCUCCUACAGCUAAAUAUUUGUCUCUAGGUUGCACAGCCUCAGUCUCUUGGUGCACAGCACAAGAGACUGGGGCUACUGCGAUGAGCCUCCUUUCAUUUCCUAGGUUAUUAUAGAAACAUCAUAUAUGUAUAUUUUUUAAUUUAUAUAAUUAAUUAUGAUAUAAUUUAAAUGCCUGUGAAAGUACUGCUUUGCAAAACUUGAAAACCAAAUGAACCAAUCCUGUAGUCUUAGUACAUGUACAGUAGUAGAGUGUGUUUUCUUUAAGCCUCGGGUUUGCACAAGUGAUGUCCUUUGUAAAUUGUUUCUCUUCCCCCUGAAGCUGUGUCUGUUUUUGUUAAUUGUCACGUGUAAACCAUAAAGAUUAUGAUUGGUAAUUUACACAAACAGCUUUUCAGUCAGUGUUGUUGGGACAGAGACGGUAGCUGAAGAGAAGCAGAGACUUGGCCAGCCAGUAAAAAUGCUUAAAAGCAACCGUUUUUUUUUUUAACUUCUUGCUGAUUUUUUGUUACUUAGCAUCACAUUGCUUUUUGUUUUUUGAUUGAAUUUCUUUCCCAAAUAUGUCAGGGGUUUUUCAUUUCACAUAAUAAAUUUCCCUUUGGGGAUCAAUAAAGUUCUUGUAUCUGUUAAAUUAAAUGUCUGCUUCCUCUCUCCUGCCUCUACUCUCUUCACUUCACAUCUUGUACUCUCUGCACCAUAAACCCUCGCCAGGAACAUAUGUUUAUUAUUAUGUACAUAUUCUUAAAACAUAUAUUUGCACUCAUAAAAAGACACCCUACUACCUUUCUUGCAAGUGUCUGGCUCGGGUUCAAGCAAACAUCAGCUAAAAGGUUAACUCACUUUAUGCUUGCUGCCUUUGCCUUAUUAAGGUAUUGGAUGAGCUUUGGGCUGAUUAUACUCGUCAUAAAACAUUAGGUUUGCUUCGGUCAGGAGAUUGUUCGCAUUCUUAUUCCAAUGUCAAAACUUUGAAUUGUUGGUGUAAGAUAUGAGUGUAUUUUUUUAAACCUUUUGCUUUUUUGUUUUUCAGGGUUGCAAAAGCCAUGAAACUGGCACUGUACGAGACUCCCACAGGCUGGAGGUACUUUGGGAACCUGAUGGAUUCUGGGCGUUGUUCCCUCUGUGGAGAGGAGAGCUUUGGAACAGGUACAAUAUGUUAUUCUUUAACACACUUGGAACAUACAUACCCAAUGGGGGACUUCACCUAUAACAGAGUGUUUAAGAAUGCAGAAUACAGACCAAUACAGAGAUUGGAUUAAAAAGAUAUCAAGUAAGACAAAUUUUAAGUGAAAUUUGAUGGCUUUUAUCACUUGACUUGUUUGGAAAAUGUGAGUUUGUGGAUGGUAGACUUUCUCAGUGGCAACAGUUGUUGAGGUGUCUGCAAUCAAGACCACCAGUAGAAGCUGCCCUGACCAGCUGCUGCUAACUGUAAAUAUACUGAGACCUUGUUGAACCAAAUCUGUUCUGUCACCCUCACGCCAAAUUAAAAAGAAUGUUUUUCACAUUUAUUGUCUUAUUUAUUUAAGCUUUAAACUUUAAAUUUUAGGUUGUGAAAAAAACUAUACCCAGUAAUAUAUUUUUAUAGAUCUUCGAACAAUGUGCUACCAGGGGCAACAAGCGAAAACAGCUCAGGCAUCCAGAUCAAUAAGGGAGUCACCUAACCUCAACUGUACUCCGUUUUGCCACGAGGCUGCAUUGUUGGCUUUGACACAAUAAUAUCCUUUGGGAACGGGGGCAAACAUUGCAUUUCAUUACAAAAAAUGUUUAUUGAUUUUUGAUUCUUUCACCCAUAUUUUGUUCCUCAUGAUUUGCAGAAGCCCAUUUAUACAUCGGUUUGUUGUUUUUUUGACAGCUCCACUGAAAUAAAUGGGAGAUCGUGUCUUUUAUACAAUGCUAAUACUAUCAAAACACAAAAACUUACAGUAGUUGUAAUCAGACAUUACAUGGAGAAUCAUAUGCGUACACGUGUUGAUGAAACAAGUAAUCCCUUCAGAAGUGACAUUUUUUCUACGAUAAUGGCUUUAUUUUCCUUUCUUCUGAGAGUCUGGAGUUGUAAGCAGUGCAUCCUGACAGCCUGUAGCUGCAGUCAGAGAUGUGUAAUAGAUGUGAGAGCUGUGACCCAGACUGCAUGUGUAAAUAAUCCCCAUUCUUCUGCUAUAAAAGGAGACAGGGGCUCCCUGAAAUGCUGCAACAUGCACACAUGCCUCCACUGUCUUUUUUUUUCGAUGAAUGCAGACACACACAAACGCAUACAUGGUCAGAAAAUGUAAACAAUGUGCGCCCUCCCUCGAAAUCUGCCUCACUACAUCCCCUGUGCACCUCUCUCUUUUUUGAGUGGUUGUGUCUCUCCAUUUCUGUUAAUCUUCUUACAUCUUUUAGCUACUUUUAUUUCAUUUUUCUUUCACUGAUUUUUCCCCUCUCUUGGACUGAUUAUCUUCAUUUUAAACAAUGUCCAACUUUAAGUAGAGACAGAGAUUUAAAAACUCCAUAAAAAAGAGGAAAUUUCACGUGGAGACUAAAAACUUGUGGAUGAAGAGUGUAUUGAGGAAGAGUGGAGAAAUGGAGGAGAGAUGCAGGGAGCACAGAGGACUACGGGAGCUUACUCGUUGUCUAUCCAUGUAAGGCCAAAAGCUCUGAGAGAGCCCAGGGUAGUAAAUCAUUAGAGCUGUACACCACUCCUGCUCCUCACUAACUCUCAGACACACACAGCAUGUACUCUUCGACUUAUUAAUCUUGCCAGUUCUGUCAAACAUAACUUUUCAAACUUUGUAGGUUUUAUUGUUGUUUCUUGAUUAAACUGCUGAGAGAAUGGAGAACGCUGGAGUUGGUUAGUUGAGUGCCUUUCAAAAACUAAAAAAAGCAUCAGGUAAAAAACGUUUAUAGAUGUUUUUUGCUGAUCAUUCUCUUAUCAACAUUUCCUUUGAAGUACUUAAAUCAGUCACCGAACAAACCAUGACAAGGACGGGUAUUAAAAUGACAGUUUUUAGUUAAACUAUGUGGCUCUUCUAUGUAUUAAACUGAUACCUAACCAUUUUUCCCACUCUCUUCACCAAACUCUGCCGUUAAAGCAUCUCCGUAUUCAGUCCUCUAAAAUGUCAAAGUGUCCCCUUAACAGAUACCUUUGCCAUGCAGCUGUUUUCGAGGACAGAUUGAUUGCUCCCCAGUGAUCAAGGGUGUGAACGUCUCUGUUUGUGUGUGUGUUUGUAUUGGGAGCUGGAAACAUUAUUUGUGUGGGGAUAUUGGGUUCAUCUCCAAGCCCGAGCACUUUCCCUGACCUCCUGUCAAAUACAGCAGAGUUAAAUACAGAAGUAUAAUAGCUAGUUUUAAUCUUAAGUUGCUUUUAGGUAAAUAUAAAUCAAGUUUGUUCUGGUAUGGUAUGAUUUAGAUUUGUAAGACAUGACUAAUACUCCACAUACCAUCUUGAUUUCUUGUUGGGAAUCUGUGUGACGGGAAAAGCAGAAGUGUUUGCCAGAAAAAGACAAACAUUAGCUUGCAGAUUCAUCUGGUUCACAGGCUAAUGUCACUCCAGGGUCUUCAGGCAGUUCUGCAAGCAAGAAGUAUUGUGUUAUUUUGCAUGACAACAUAAAUCUCAUAUCUUCUUUUUGGAUGUAGAGCUGAAGUAAGGAUAAAGUUAGAUUAGCUAAGUAUAAAGGAUGUGAAAUGAGAGGAAAUAACUAGCUUGCGGUGUCCAGAGAUUAAAAAAAAUAUAUUUUUACACAGUACAUAUCACAAAACAGCACCUUUAAUGUCCAUAAACUAUCCUGUAAUGGCAUUUUUAUUUUGCUAGUGUUAUUUAGGAAAGAAAAAUUCCUUAUGCCCCUUUGUUUUUCAUCUCCAUGCUAAGCUAUGCUAGCAUACUCACUGCUAUUUACUCAAUCUUCUCAAAGCUCCUGUAAGAGGUUUAAGAGGUUUUUAUUUUUUUAUUUAUUUAUGUUUUGCUGGUUAUAAAACAGACUGAAAUUAAUUAAGUUUAAUGCAUAUUUAUAACCUAUGACAGCAAACAAGACCAUCAGCAGAUAGUUUGACUCUUCAAUCUUGGCAUUUUAAAGGCCCGAAAACAGAGAGAGUCCUGUUUUUUUAGUUACGCCUUUGAACUCCAUAGAAAAGUGUACAUUUAAAUGCCAAAACUUGCAGCAGAAGGUUUUUUUUUGUUUUUUUUUUCCCAAAAGACACCACAUAAGCAUGUAACAAACAAAAUAAGCAAAUACAUCCUCAGCUAUAGUGAAAGCCAAAAUGGGCCCAAACCAAAAGUUCCCAGGAGCUUUAAAUUUAUGGCUGAAUUUUGUUGAGACCACAUAUCUCUCUUGAGAGAAAGUUUAAGAAGUAUACAGUAUGAAGGCUUUUAACUUUUUUUUUUUUUUUUUUUACCUCCCAGGUUCUGACCACAUCCGAGAGAAGGAUGGUCUUUGGUCUGUGUUGAUGUGGUUAUCCAUCAUGGCUGCCAGAAAACAAGGAGUGCAACAGAUCGUCAGAGAACACUGGGCCAAGUUCGGACGAAACUACUUCUGCAGGUAAUUGACUAAAUAAUCUCUCUGGAUAAAUUAAAUCUUAACAAUUAAUAGGGUUUCUUUAGUUUUAGAAGCUUUUUCCAGACUUUCACAUUAUAUCUUGAGUCUAUUUAAAUCUACAAGUUCUCCUAGGAUUGACGUGAUGAUCCUCUUUUCCCAGAAGUCUCAAUCCCUUGGACCCCCUCAAAGCCAAAUAUGUCUCCCAGGCCUUCACCUUCAUCCAUUUCUCUUCCACUGCUCCUCAUUGGUUGUCACUUGUUCUUAUUUUUAACUUCUCCCCUGUGAUAGGCAGAGAUAGUUACAGCAGUAAAUGUUCCCACUGACAGUUGGUGCAGCUUUAUAUGUUCCCAUAGAGAGCUUUCCUAAUCGGAUUCAGUUUUCCCACAGCAUGUAAAUGAAGAGGACAUUCAGCACCAGUCAAAGAUCAGGCCCUAAAGAAGCCUUGAAACUAAAACAUCUGCCAUUAUGAGAGGAAAUCCCAUCAGUCAAAAUCUUGUCUUAAAGCAGCUUUAGACUUAAUUAAGUACACAACUCCUUUUUUAAUUUGCCCAAGAAUUAGUGAUGCACGAUAUGAAAAAUUUCAACCGAUACCGAUAACCGAUAAUUUUCUUCUUCUCAUGGCAGAUACCGAUACCGAUAACCGAUAAAUUCAUAUUUUUACAUUUAUUAUAAUCUUCAUAUAAUCUGCAGUUUGUGCAGGAUGCAGUGAUUGAAAACUGAUAUUUUUGUUGCUCUGGCCUAUCUAGAACAACAAACUAAAGUUUUUGGCUCUUCAAAUGUUUAUUUUUUCCAUGUCAUCACAAAAAUAUGUGGUCAUUAGCUAUAAAUAACAAUAACAGAGCAAAAAGCAGAACUUCGUUUGACCAAAACAGUGCAUCCCCUGAACUGUUCAACAGAACUGUAGACUGUAAAGGAGCUAUUAUGAGACGUUAGGAUUAGCAUGCUGACCGGACUAACAUCUGACGUCCAUAUGUCUGUGGUAAAACUCACGUGUAGUCCGUUCCUGUCGAUCAGGUUGUAAAUGUAAGUGGCGACAAUAUCAUAGAGUGCAGGAAGGGACACAUCCGAGAAGAAGCGGCGGCUUGGGAGAGUGUAACGUGGCUCCAAGUGUGCUAUUAACUUACGAAAACCCGGGUUCUCAACGACGGAAAAAGGCUGGUCGUCGACCGCUAUGAAUUCCAUCACUUUGUCGUUAAUGGCUUUAGCCUUUUCGCUGUCUCUUGAGAAGCUUUUGCAGUUUUCAAACGCCUGCUGAAUGGGGACAUCGAUCCUCCGUAGUGUUGUUGUCUUAGCUUUAGUACCGCUAGCAGCUUCGGCGGCUGUCUCAUAGUCUUUUAAUACCGCUUCGCCGCGAUGGCGACUUUUCAGAUGAGCUAUCAGAUUCGUUGUGUUAAAACUUGACGUCUUCAUUCCGCCUCUCGGAAUCCUCGCUGAACAGGUUUUGCAUAUAGCAGCUGUUGUCAUCUUCUGCCACUGAGAAAAACGACCAUGCUGGUGAAGAAAUUUUAUUAUCAGUCAGGUAGUGACAGGGGUCAGGCUUGGGACCUGCGAGUAAGGCGCGUCGGGCGGCUACUCCGCCUGCAAACGUUACUCGUAAUUUCAUUAAUAUAUCGGAUCUUUCUAUCGGAAAAAUGCACCUAUCGGACCGAUAAAAAAUGACGUAAUUUUCCCCCCCAAAUCGGCCGAUAUUCUAUCGGUCCGAUAAAUAUCGUGCAUCCCUACCAAGAAUUAAUUGGAGUAAAAUUAAACAAGUUAAUUGUAUAUGUGUUUAUAUGUCUUUGUGUAUUGCUGAUUGUCAGAUUUGACUACGAAGGCCUGGAUCCACGUGCAGCUUUUUACUUGAUGAGGGAUCUGGAGGCAGUCAUUUCAGACAAAGCGUUCACCAGCCAGAAGUUCGCCGUAGGAGAUCACUUAUACAGCGUGGAGAGGGCCGACAACUUUGAGUACAUCGACCCUGUGGAUGGAUCAGUAGCUCGAAAUCAGGUCAGUCAUGGUCAAGUGAGGGAGUUCAUGUAUGUUUUUUUUUUUUGUUCUGUUCAUUUGGGUUCCUGGCUGUAUUGGUCCGUUGAAGGGGUAUAAAUGAGCUUGGUAAUAUUACUAAAAAUAUCUUGACUAUAGAUUUUGAGAUUGUCAAAGGUGGUACCUACCCCUUUAGAGUGGUUACAGACAGGGCUGGACUGGAGCAAUCAUUCAGGUUAGAAAAUACUGGCAAAAGCAUCCAAAAGAGCUUCCCUUUGGUUUAUCACUGAUCCACCUGGUGGUGCCAUGCAGGAAAACAUUUCACUGAUAUUUCCACAUUUGGCUGCAUCCUCUGCAAGAGCUUUUUUCCGCCCUGUCUCUCUCUCUGCUUCAGCCUUCCUCUUCUCCUUACCCCCAACACUCUCCAAAUAUUUAUCCGAAUCUUAAUGAAUGAAUUGUUCCUGGAUUUAUACAGGCGGUGAUACUCAGUUACUCUAUCGAUGACAUACAUGCACAUUGAUUCCACUCUAGCUCCUUCAGUAUAAGGGCUCUCUACUGAACAGUCACACAUUUCAAGUGCUUUCAAAAGGAAAUGCAAAAUCACUGACGUUGACUUCGCCAACUUGUCGCUCUGCCUGUCACAGACUGCAUGUGCCUGCCUGUGCCUGCCUGGUCAUAUGUCCUGUGUGCACUUGUUGCAGCUUGCCUUCUGUUGAUGUUUGUUUUGUUUGGCCAGCAAAUACAUUAAAAAUCACAACACAGGAAUCGUUAGUCUUUUCAUAGGCUGCUGAAAACUUUUCACAGGGACUUUAGGACGGUCAUUUUAAAGGGAUAUUCCAGUGUAAAUUUUAUUUAGGGUCAAACACACCGCAACACCGAGUUAGACACCCCCUCGGGAGAUGAAUGUUGCUGACCGGUUGCUUCUCUAGUUAAACCAACUUCAGUAACAACCGCAGGAUAGCAAUACACAUGAUUAUAAAUGUUCUUCCUUGAGCUGCGUCACCCCGCUGCAGUUCGUAAUGGACUGGUCUGAGGUCUCUGUACAGACAAACGGCUGCUGGAAGAGAGUAGGUGAGUUGUGUUUAGUCUCUUUGCUAAAGAAAUGAGGCAAAGUUAAAAAGAUGUUUGGUGGCUAGUACUAUGGCUGGGACCCUGUAUGUACUAUUGAUGAAGUUAGGUGCUGUUCUGAGCAUUAUUUGUGGCUAUAAAGUGGCUUUUUGUUUGAGGUUUGUUUAUGGCUCCUCAGACCGCUGUGUAUUGCUGUCUUGCGGCCAAUACUUAAGUUGGUAUAACUAGAAAAGCAAGCGGUCGGCAACAUUUAUCUCUCGAGGGGGUGUCUAACUUGGUGUUAUGGUGUGUUUGACCCUAAAUCAAUUUACGCCGGAAUAUCCCUUUAACUACUGGGCAAAGAUAAAUGUUGGCAAGAAUCUGCCCUCACAUGAAUUGGACUUAAAGCUUUUGUUUCAAAUUCUUAGGUUAACAACAGAGGUUGAAACCAAACACUUCACUUUGAGUAAGAGAUGGGAAAGGUUGUUUGAAAAGCAUUGAAAGAAGAUGGUUUUUUAGAGUUUGUAUUGGGCUCAGUGGUGCCCCCCUUGGCCGUAGGAGGAACAACCAUCCACUGAUUCUGCGAUUCCACUGGCUAACCCGUGGGUGUUGUGUUGCUCCAUAUUUUUGAUGAUCAGACUUUAGAUGGGUGUGUUGUUCAUAUAAACUCAUUGUGGACUGUAGUUUUCUGAAAAAUGAACACGAUCACAGCGUGUGGUUCACGUCAGGUCUCUGGGUUAUCAGUGGGUCAGGCCUGCCUUAAAACAUCUUGCACAUUCACACAUGCUGACACCUCUAUGUUCUCUCUUUCAUACACAUGCAGUCACUCAACAGCCUGUUGCAAGCUGGACCACCCACUUCACUACAGUGUUGUCCCUUUCGAGAGGUUCCAUGUUUUGACACGGCAGUCUAUCUUUUUCGAUCCAUAAACAUGUUCAUACAGCACAUAUCCUAACACACACUGAUAACUCUGUGGGUCGGUUUACCCUCCAUGUCCUCUCCUUUCCUCCAAGUCGGUCUCUCUGAAGUUUACCCAGCUGACUCCCUCUGGUCUUUCCAGAACUGUGUGGAAACUCAUUCCUGGCGUCAACACUUCUUAGCCCCACCUUAAUACCGCAUACCGCAAACACACACUGUUCAUUUUGGUGCCUGUACAGUCCACCAGUCCCUUUAUGUAAGUGUGAACACACUCUAGCUUGGCUUACAUGUGGUCAUCCUGUUGUUUUCUGGCAACAGUUUGUUUUCAUUUUACCUUUGCAGAAAUAAUAUGUUCAGUUUAAUAUACAAUGUGUAUGGUGACCCAGCUUCACAGCUAGUUAGUCAGUCACCCUAAAAUGUGAUUCAGCCUCACUGGAAAAUCCUCAGCAUCCCAGUCGCUCCAGUGUGUGUUAUUACAGCACACAUUCCUCCCAGGACAGAAUUAUAUCAGCUGUCGUCUUGUCGUCUCUCCAUCGCAAGUGUGUUUGAAGGGGGAGAAAAGCUGGCACAUAGACACCAACGCGUUAACACACAGACCAGAGCAGAGGGGGAUUUACACAGCAGUGGUGUGGCAGCCUUUUGUAGCCAUCUACUGCAUUUAUUCAGCAUUGUGUGCAUAACUCAGACAGAAAGAUAUCCUGUAGAUGCGAGUCAUAUCCUCUAGCCUACAAAUUGGCUUUAUUGCACCUUUUUGUUUCCUGUAUUACUUUAUCUUUUGAUAUGCCCUUUGCAUUAAUUAUUAAAUUAAUUAACACAUACUGUUAACACACUCAGAGUGUUUGGCAUAGCUAAGAUAGACAGGGACAGACUCACUGGGGCUGGUAUGUGCUCCACUCAGGCAUCUGAGCUCUGUGGCAGACAUUGUUCUUUAGCAGCCCCCUGAUAACUACUUUCUCUAUUGUUAGAGAUGUGCUGACACACACUCACUAAAAAGACAGAUAGACAGAGGGAUGGACAUGUUUUAAUAUCGCUUUCUCUCCUCAGGGGGACUCUGACAUGUUAAGUUUGUAAACUAGAAUACCUAUAUUUGGGGUGCGAGGUGAGCAGGCAAGUCUUACUUUUAUAAAAGUUGGGGCUGAGUCACAGUUUUAGAGGUUAGCAGCAUUAUAAGAACGGGUUUUGUCGUCACAAGUCAAUGAACCAACUCACCUAUAAGCUUCUUUAUAUGUAUAAAAAUAUCAUUUGUUGAUAUUGAGUUGUGUUGUCAAUAAUGGGGUAUAAGAAGGUGAAUUUAAGUGCCACACAAAGCUUCGAAAAGCAGCUUAAAGGUGCUUUAUUUGUGAGUCUUCUUCCUCGUGGAUGUUGCUGUCUCUCCCUCUGAGCUUGACUUUCACUCUAAUGGGAUAAGAGAAGAGGCUCUGUGGAAUUCAGGACAGAUAAGAGUCAUCACACAUGCAUUUGUCAAACACUCUUAUCUUCCGCCUACGUCAACCAGCAACAGUUACGGCGAGCGCAACAAUAUCCUGUUUUUCCUCAAAACUGCUGAGUUGAAGUUUUACCGGCGACCAUUGACACAACAAGUGACAUCCUAGAUUUGAUGUUUUACUCUGCUUUUCCUGUAGAAUUGCCCCUCACUGGCAGAUUUUAUCAGGAGAAAUGGAUGCAACUGAUACAUGUUUAAGUGUAAUACGUUAAUUGUGAAUGUAUUUAGUUUGUCCAACCCUGAUGGGCUAACAGGACUCAGCAGUCUUUUUAAAAUUCACAUAUUAAAACCUACAUAUCAAAACAGACUUGCAGGAAGUCUCUAAAUGGUGUUUCCUUGCCAAAUUGGUAAAAAUGGGUAAAUCAUAUCAUGAAAAUAUUUAUCCUAUUUUUUCUGGUCUUAUGUGUUAUGUUUUAAUUCAUGAUUUAAUUUUUUUGUUUUUAUAAUUUUUUUGGCUUCACUGUUUUUUGAAAGCUUUUUGAAGCAUUUUGAAAAGUGUGGUACAAAUUAAUGUAAAUAUUAUCAGUAAAACCUCUUGGAACACACAGUCCUUUCAAAAUGCACAAUAAGAGGGACAUCUAGUGGAUAUUUGUGGACAUUGCUUACCAGAGAAUUCUCUUUUUACUGACUUUAUACUGACCUUUGUGUAUCAAUGCCUGUUCCUUUGAUCAGAAAAUAAAAAAAUUGAUUAUUUAUUCUGUCUUUGUUUGUUUGAGCUGUUUGUGGCUGUAAGUGUGAAACUCAAAAACAUGUUUUUACAAAAAGUGAAUCAGCAUAUGAGGAAAACAUUGUUUGGUUUGUUUGCAGGGUUUGAGGAUCGUCUUCCACGAUGCAUCCCGCCUGGUGUUUCGGAUGAGCGGGAGCGGUGGAGGGAUGGGGUCCACCAUCCGCAUUUAUGCUGAAAGCUUUGAGAGAGACCCUGAAAGACACAACAGAGAGACACAGGUAUUGCGAGAUUGUGUUUGCACGUGUGUUUGUUUGUGUGUGGCAGAGAUUUUAUUUGUUUGUUUGUUACUUGUCAAUAAAUUCAAUCUGGAUAUCAGAAACUGACAUUUACAUGCUGCCUUUAGUCUCAAUAAAACGGUUGAUAACAAAUCUUUAUUGGCUCAUAACAUGCAGGAGCAGAAGUAAAUGAUUUAUGAUUAGAUAUUGCUCCUUUCAGGUUACAGAUAUUCCACAGAAUACACUGAUUCAAUAUAGUUUACACGAUAAAUACAACAUCUGCACAUUCCCGUCUCUCUAGAGAGCCAUUAGUAUUCCCUAGAAACAUGAGAUUUUGAACUCCCACACAUUACCAUGCAGUAACUUUUGUGCCGGUUAACUUCCAAGGUCCUAUUUGGUGCAUUAAGGCCCCAUCACCUCUAUAAGACUCAGGAUGUCUCUCUCCACCACAAGUUCUCCUGUGUUGUUACCACCCACAGGUCGCCAAUUUCACUUCUUUUUUAUCUUUUCUUUGUACUGAAUUGAACCUCAAGGAGAAAAAACUGUGUGUUUCAGCUGCCGCAGUAGUCAUGGUAACCUAGGGUAAGACAGUACAAUGCCAUGUCAUGAUCAUGAAAUGUUGGCGUGUAAAUGAAGUGUACUUUAACCAUUCUCAGAGAUUGUAAAGGUGAAGUCACCAUGGCCAGACAACCUCAUCUACUGUUUGGCCAGCUAACCGUGCAGUUUUGUCUGACAAACAGUGACUGUUUUUACUUCAUUUAAGAACAAUGUCAUUGACUUUCCAUUCAAAUACCAGCAAGUGAAAAACAAUGAACAAAUUCUGCGGUUUACAGAAUCAGAAAAGUGACAUCAAGUUUCACAGUUAAGGAUAAGUAGUCGGUUUAAUCGUAAAAUUUUUAUGGGAACAAAAACAAAAAAGAGGAAAUCUCUAUAGUCUCAUAGUCCACCCAGAAACACUAAAACACAGCCUUAAAUGUUUCAUGAUAGGUACUGAUCCUCAACUUUACUGUUCACAUCACAUUUCAUGAUCAAUUUAUUUUAGACAAGUAGGAAAAACUGGACAAUAAAGUUGUCUGACGCCUGAUGAAUGAGUUGAAGACAUCCAUACUGAGGCAGUGUGUUGAAUCUUAGUAUCUAAAUUUAGAUUUAGUGAGAUGCUGAGAUUUAGUUUGAGUCUCAGUAUUAAGAUGAAAGUGCUCACAGUGUCUGUAUGUAGUUAUUGAGCUGUUUGGGAGUACUUGUAACACCAAGAAUCUUUUCACAGCUCUGUUUAUCAUUUUUAACUUGUUUAACCCUCCUCCUGUGUUAGGGACUGCACAGACCUGUUUUUGCUGAAAAGAACCUAUUAAAUUCGCUUUUUUGCAUCAAGACUGACUCAAUCAAUGACUUUGUCAGGAACCUCUAUUUCAGCAAAAUAAAAAAAAUAAAUUGACUAAAUUAUAAAAUGCUCUUAUUAAAAUUAUGGCACUUGUUGUGUUAGGGUCGCUGUUGACCCGGUUAGAUCAAUAUCUAAUAAUUAGAGGAAAAACUGAAAGAUUUAGGAAUUUUUGUAAUUCCCAUUUUGUCAUUUUUUUCCCUGCACAAAAAACAACGUCAGGCAUGUGGAGACAUGUAAGAUCAAUUCAGUAUAGAUGUCUGUGUGAGGGGUAUACUGACAAAGAAAGGCCCAGAGGACCACAACAAAUAAUAUAAGUAAUAUUUUCAUGGAUAUUGAAGCCUAACAAGGUAACCUAGAGAUGAGAACCAAAUUAGAUGAUAGAGGAUUGUUUUUAGUGAUUUAAGACACGGGUUGAAACUGACCCUUAACAGGGUGGGUGCGUAGUAGAAGCUAACACAGGAGAAUGGUUAAGUUUUGUAGUAUGAGUUAAAUAAAAGCAAAACUGAGCAAUCGAGAUACUACAUCAUUUGAUUAAAUAGAUUCAAAUUUGUUAUUCUCACAGAAAAGGGUGAUUAAAGUUGCAAAAUAAUACAUAUAAAACACACAAGGCAAUGGUUACAAUCAAUAAACGUAGUUGCUCUUCCUCUUCCCAAACUUACCAUCCUCCCUGUCACAAGCUGAUGACAGAAUCUGUGAAGGUUUUUAAUCUGUUUUAGUGGAUCAGCAGUGAUUUACUAUCCCCAUCAGCUGGUGAAUUGUUAUUAUUAUUCUGUGGUGUGUCUCCCGCUGCAGGUGGUGCUGGGUCCUCUCAUCGCCAUCGCCCUGAAGAUCUCAAACAUCCACGAAAGGACAGGACGCCGUGGUCCCAAUGUUAUCACAUAA
This is a messenger RNA of Xyrichtys novacula (pearly razorfish), 24492 nucleotides long. NCBI's taxonomy places the organism in Eukaryota, Metazoa, Chordata, Actinopteri, Labriformes, Labridae. The record is from the annotation of a GenBank genome assembly.